Esox lucius (northern pike) is the source of this 951-nucleotide messenger RNA. RefSeq names its product olfactory receptor 1361-like. Gene Ontology annotation, cellular component: membrane. Lineage: Eukaryota; Metazoa; Chordata; Actinopteri; Esociformes; Esocidae. The transcript has a single exon. The record is from RefSeq and is a predicted model, not a curated record. Gene Ontology annotation, molecular function: G protein-coupled receptor activity; olfactory receptor activity. Bases 1 to 951 code for a protein of 316 amino acids. Gene Ontology annotation, biological process: G protein-coupled receptor signaling pathway.
AUGUCAAAUGGGAACCAGAGCUUUGUGACAGAGUUUGUUAUUGUUGGUUUUCCUGGACUUCAGCCAGAGUUCUACGGCCUUAUCUCAGCUGUGUUAUUUCUUGUUUAUUUUUGCACUUUGAUUGGAAAUAUUGUUGUUUUUAUCCUGUUUGCAACUCAAAACGCUCUCCAUAAACCUAUGUAUUUUAUCAUUUUGAAUCUGGUUGUCUCUGAUAUAGUGUUCAGCACCACAACUUUACCAAAAAUUAUUGCCAGGUAUUGGUUUCAGGCAGGAGUAAUCUCUUUCUUCGGUUGUUUUUUGCAAAUGUACUUAGUGCACUAUUGUGGAACUGUAACUAGCUUUCUACUGUUAGUAAUGGCUUUAGACCGAUAUGUGGCAAUCUGUUACCCACUCAGAUACAAAAUGAUUAUCACAAACUCCACUAUUCAUAUACUCAAUUUCACUGUAUGGGUUAUUGGACACCCGUCAUGUCUUUUUGUGGUUAUUACUGCCUAUCCACUUCCUUACUGUACCUCAAACAAAAUAAUGCAGUGCUUCUGUGAUCAUACUUCCAUAACAAAGCUUGCAUGCACUGACAUGACUCCUUAUAUUUUUCCUCUUUUUGCUGUUGGAAUGAUGAUACUACUUGUUCCUCUGACCUUCAUAAUAUUUUCCUAUUGCUCUAUUAUUGUUGCAGUUCAUAAGAUUGCGAGUACCGAAGGACGUGUCAAAUCUCUUUCUACUUGCAGUGGGCAGCUGUUGGUCAUUGCCCUCUAUUUUAUACCUAGAACUUUUGUGCAUUUGUGCAACAGUAUUGGCAUUCUAUUCAACACUGAUGUACGUAUUGGUAUUAUAAUGUUGUAUAGCCUACUCCCGCCAAUGGUCAAUCCUUUAAUAUACUGUUUAAGAACUGAGGAAAUAAAACAUAUCUUGAUUAAACGAUUUAGACAAACACAAGUACGCUUUCAAUAG